AUGUCAGACUCCCAUAAUCUCAGCUCCCUUACACGCAAGUUGAUUACAUCAACCCGCCUCGCCUCACCACCUCAUCAUGCCACCUUCCCAGACUUAACAGCCAUCAUCGCCGACCUGCAGCUUCACCCAACAAUCGAAGCAAUUCUCCACAUGCUCAACUCAGACUUGACGUCCGCGCACUUUCUCGUUCGGCACAUGCAAGCGCCGCCCGCUGUGGAAGGCAUGCUUCUCCACGGCAUCCUGCACAGAGCCGAGGGAGAUUUCAAUAAUGCCCGGGCCUGGUUCGGCGAUGUGAGAGACGCAUGCGACGGAUUUAAGCCCAAGAAACGCGACGAAGGAGAGAAGCUGGAGGACGAUGUGUUUGAGAAGACGAAAUCGCCUAAGCAGAGUAAUGAGACAUUGUUCUCAUAUGUGUAUGAGGAUGAGGGGGAUGCCAACGCUCUGAUCGACGAUGUUGAAGCUUUCAGAAAGCAGAAGAAGGGAGACAAGGAGGGUUUAGAGGAGAGGGGACGGAGGGAGUUGGAGAAGGUGUUGGAGUGGUGUAAGGGCAAGUUUGGAGAGGAGCCAUGGAAGGACGCGACCAAGGCGUGGGUGAAGAAUAGCGAGGAGAUUAGCAAAAUCAGCGGAGAUAUGUCACGGCUGGCUACCAAAAUCCUGGAACCUGUCGAGUGA
This is a messenger RNA of Parastagonospora nodorum SN15, 672 nucleotides long. RefSeq lists its product as hypothetical. The coding region runs from base 1 to 672 and encodes 223 amino acids. The record is from RefSeq and is a predicted model, not a curated record. The transcript is spliced from 2 exons. NCBI's taxonomy places the organism in Eukaryota, Fungi, Ascomycota, Dothideomycetes, Pleosporales, Phaeosphaeriaceae.